Gaeumannomyces tritici R3-111a-1 is the source of this 1416-nucleotide messenger RNA. RefSeq names its product endoglucanase family 5 glycoside hydrolase. Gene Ontology annotation, biological process: glucan catabolic process. The transcript is spliced from 3 exons. Lineage: Eukaryota; Fungi; Ascomycota; Sordariomycetes; Magnaporthales; Magnaporthaceae. Gene Ontology annotation, molecular function: beta-glucosidase activity. The record is from RefSeq and is a predicted model, not a curated record. Gene Ontology annotation, cellular component: cell surface; extracellular region. The coding region runs from base 1 to 1416 and encodes 471 amino acids.
AUGUCAGGCGGCAUCCUUCGUGUUAAUGGGGGUAGGGUGGUCGACGGCUCCGGCAAGCCGGUCAUCCUCCGAGGCGCCGGACUCGGAGGCUGGAUGAACAUGGAGAACUUCAUCACGGGCUAUCCGGGCCACGAGCUGCAGACACGCGCUGCGCUGCUCAAGGUCCUGGGGCAGGAGAAGUACGAUUAUUUCUUCGACAAGUUCCUCGAGUACUUCUUUGCCGACGCGGAUGCCAAGUUCUUCGCUUCGCUGGGACUCAACUGCAUCAGGAUCCCCUUCAACUACCGCCAUUUCGAGGAUGAUAUGAACCCCCGCGUCUUGAAGACCAGUGGCUUCAAACACCUCGACCGCGUGGUGGACAUUUGCGGGCGGCAUGGUAUUUACACCAUCCUGGACAUGCAUACGCUGCCUGGGGGGCAGAACCCCGACUGGCAUUCAGACAACAGGUCGUCCUAUCCGGCCUUUUGGGACUUCAAGGACCACCAAGACCGCACCGUUUGGCUGUGGGAGCAGUUGGCGAGCCACUACAAAGGAAACCCCUGGAUCGCAGGCUACAACCCGAUCAACGAGCCCUGCGACGAGCAACACGUCAGGCUCCCGGCGUUCUACGAUAGGCUCGAGGCCGCAAUCCGGGCAGUGGACCCGGACCACAUCCUGUGGCUGGACGGAAACACGUUUUCCAUCGAAUGGAAAGGAUUCGACAAGGUGCUGCCCAACACAGUCUACGCGCUGCAUGACUACUCUACCAUGGGAUUCCCGCUGGGCGAGCGGUUCAAGGGCACGCCGGAGCAGCUGCAGCGGCUGGAGGGCCAGUUCCUCCGCAAGGCCGAGUUCCAGCGGGCGCGCUCGACGCCCAUCUGGAACGGCGAGUUCGGCCCCGUGUACGAGGACCCGGCCAAGAACCCGAAGGCGGACGAGGUCAACACGGAGAGGUACGCCCUGCUCGGCGCGCAGCUGGAUGUCUACGACAAGUACGGCAUCCCGUGGAGCAUCUGGCUUUACAAGGACGUGGGCUACCAGGGCAUGAUCUACACGGACCCCAAGAGCAGGUACAUGCGCACCGUCGCUGCUUUUGUUGAGAGGAAGCGGCGGCUCAAUCUGGACGCCUGGGGCAGGCACCCGAACGCGGAGCUCGACGCGCUUGUGCAGCCGCUGGUCCGGUGGAUCAACCAGAACGCCCCGCAGGCGACCGAGACGUACCCGACCACCUGGGACACGACCCGGCACCUGCACCGGAACGUGCUCGAGGUCUUUGUAGCAGGCAGCUUCUCCAACGAGUUUGCCAGCCUGUUUGAGGGAAUGAGCUUGGAAGAUCUGGACGAGUGCGCCAAGAGCUUCGCCUUUGAAAAUUGUUUGCAAAGGGAGGGGCUCAACCGGAUCAUGAGCCAGCAUGCCCACGUCGCUGCAUCUGGCUGA